Messenger RNA from Penicillium cosmopolitanum, 678 nucleotides. RefSeq lists its product as uncharacterized. The record is from RefSeq and is a predicted model, not a curated record. Lineage: Eukaryota; Fungi; Ascomycota; Eurotiomycetes; Eurotiales; Aspergillaceae. Bases 1 to 678 code for a protein of 225 amino acids. The transcript has a single exon.
AUGCACGAAACGCAGAUCGAGCAGCAUCCGCCCAAGCAGCUUUACCAAAAGCCAGGGGGGGUCCUGGUUGGAGACCUGAAGUCUAUUUCAGAAACCAAACAACUCGCACGGGAUGCCAAUGCCGCUGGACCUUUCGACGCCAUCGUACACAAUGCAGGAAUUGGCUAUGGUUCGACAUCAUCUAAAGAGGUGACAUCGGACAACAUUUCGGCUGUAUUUGCGGUGAAUACACUGGCACCAUAUAUCCUUACAUGUCUUAUGGAGAAGCCCACUACGCGGCUUCUCUUCAUGAGCUCCGAUAGUCACUGGGGCGGAGAUGAGUCGCUUCGCAACGCGGAACAGUCACACUCAUAUGGCAAUAGCAAGCUCCAUGAUGUAAUGCUUGCCAAAGCGUUUGCAAGAAGGUGGGAUGAUAUUCAAGUCAUCAGUAUGCAUCCCGGGUGGGUGAGAACCAAGAUGGGCGGUAUGGCUGCUCCCGGGAGCGUCAGCUCAUCAGCGAAAGCCCUCGCUGGCUGGUGCAGUGGUGAGAACUCCUUGGCCAAGGUCAAAAACGGUGCUUUCGUUACUACUGGAGGAGAAAGCUCGCCGCACUUGGGGUCUGAAAAUGUGGAUAAACAAGAAGAGCUCUUGGGUCUUUGCAAGCGAAUCUCCGAGUGUUCUGUGCCCGGGGAGAGUUGA